AUGCGUGCAUCACUAGCUGUUGGAAUCUUCGCUGCUUUGGUAGCUCUUUCGUGGUCAUACCCGGCUGCAACUGAUAAUGCUGAGACACUUUUGGCCGUAAAUCAAGCCCAGGGUCAUGAAAACGAAUCAGGACGUCAAGUUAGACAAUUUGGAUUCGGUCGAGGAUUCGGCGGAGGAUUUGGCGGUGGAUUUGGUCGCGGAUUUGGUGGUGGAUUUGGACGAGGAUUCGGUGGUGGAUUUGGCCGCGGAUUCGGUGGUGGAUACGGUGGUGGUUUGGGAUUGGGAGGCGGAUACGGUGGUGGACUCGGAGGUGGUCUCGGCUAUGGAGGCGGUUUUGGAGGCGGAUUCGGUGGUGGAUUUGGUGGUGGAUUCGGCGGUGGAUUCGGUGGUGGAUUUGGAGGUGGACGCGGUUUCUACGGCUAG
This is a messenger RNA of Hermetia illucens (black soldier fly), 423 nucleotides long. Its product is annotated as glycine-rich cell wall structural protein-like. The record is from RefSeq and is a predicted model, not a curated record. NCBI's taxonomy places the organism in Eukaryota, Metazoa, Arthropoda, Insecta, Diptera, Stratiomyidae. The coding region runs from base 1 to 423 and encodes 140 amino acids. The transcript has a single exon.